Oldenlandia corymbosa var. corymbosa is the source of this 966-nucleotide messenger RNA. The record is from the annotation of a GenBank genome assembly. NCBI's taxonomy places the organism in Eukaryota, Viridiplantae, Streptophyta, Magnoliopsida, Gentianales, Rubiaceae.
AUGGCCGGUGGCGGAGGUGGCGGAGGCGGCGGUGGUCCGGGGCUUGCCGGUGUUAUUCAUGACCCACAUUCCAUAGCAAGCUAUUCCCGCCUCCUUUUAUCCGAUGAUGUAUCGGAAGAACAUCUUGAUGCCGAAACUUGCUUCAAUUUUACCGCUCCUUCUCUUUCAUCUGAUGAUCAGAAUAGCUCUGUUUCUUCCAAAAUGCUCUGUUUUGGCGUUGAUCCUUUCAAUGGCCAAGGAUGUGAUUCCUUCUUUGAUGAAAUUACUACCAAAAUAGCUAUAGCCCACAAACCACCCGCCGGAAUAACAUGCAGCGAUUCUUCUUCCUCCGCCGCUUCAACCACUAGUCAAACUCAAACCCCCAGCAGCUUGACCAUCCCCACCGCCAACGUCAGCACUUUGACAAAGUCAAAUAAGAAGAAAAAUGGGUCAGGGUCCGCUGGGUUGGUCAAUAAUAGUUGCCCCGUUGUUGGACCGGCCGGUGGGAACUCAGGCGUACAGAAUGGAGCUCCGGCGGCGGCGGCGGGAAAGAAGAGGAAUUGCAAGAGGGCUAAAUCAUCUACGGAUGACUCUAUUAAUCAGAAUCAGACCAUCAAACCCCAACAUGCAAAGGCUAAAAAGGAGAAACUCGGAGAAAGAGUCAUAGCGCUGCAACAACUUGUUUCACCUUUUGGAAAGACCGAUACGGCAUCGGUGUUGCAUGAAGCAAUGGGAUACAUCAAAUUUCUGCAGGAUCAGGUUCAGGUCUUGUGUUCCCCUUACCUACAAUGUUCUUCAAAUUCCGACCACUUGAAUGAGAAAGGGGAAGACGGGGGAAAAGGUGGAACAGACAUUGGUAAGGAUCUAAGAAACAGGGGACUAUGUUUAGUUCCCAUGGAGCUUACUUUACAUGUGACUGAGGCUAAUGGAGCUGAUUUUUGGUCUCGUGCUACGCUCAACAAGUUUUCAUCCUCAACAAAUCAAUGA